Molecule: messenger RNA, 2633 nt
Organism: Rhagoletis pomonella (apple maggot)
Lineage: Eukaryota; Metazoa; Arthropoda; Insecta; Diptera; Tephritidae
Exons: 2
Coding region: 192-2138 (648 amino acids)
Cellular component (GO): nucleus
Molecular function (GO): zinc ion binding
Source: RefSeq, a predicted model, not a curated record
UCAGAUAUCAGCUGUCAACGACCCUACAAAUUUUUUUGCUUAUUUACUCAACGAUUUUUGCACUUUUCUUCGGUGUAUUUGUAUUGUAAUUUUAUGGAAAUUAUUUAGACCAAAAACUGCAAAUGCUGUUCGUACGCUGCAAUCAUAAUCGCUCGAAAUAAUACACAAAAAUAAAAUAUUUUUAAGUGGAAAUGUCAAGCUGGAAUAGCAUUUGUCGUGUAUGUACCAGUCCUGCGGAAUAUGAAAUUUUUGAGAAGAUACCAGCGUAUCUGCAUGCCAGUUCCAAUGAGUUUCUAAAUUGGCAGAAAAACGUAAAUGUAUUGCUGGAAGAGACAACAGGGCUGAAGUGCUCCGAAAAUGAUGGUUUGCCAAAUAAGAUCUGUGCACUUUGCAUUUCCUACCUGAAACAUGCAGUAUUUUUUCGUGAACAAUGCAUUAACAACGCUUUGACUUUAAAAGCCAUAGCCCAGAUGCGACAACAAAGCCAAAAGAACAAUUCCAACAAAAGAAAUUUAGAUAAAGAAAACGUUUUAAUAACUGAGCAAGACUUGAAUUUUACAUAUGAACGACACGUAGACACUAAUCUGCUUAACAGUAAUAUAUCCCAAGAUCAAGAUAAAGUUUGUAAACAAUUGCUAAAUAACAACUUUCAAGCAAAUGCAUCGGCGCAACAAAAUAUCGAACAGCAGUUACGAUAUCUAAAUUUACUUUUCAACAAAGACUCGAAUUCCGGUUUACAAGCUCGUAAUCGCAGAAAUGAUGGCGCCGGUUUAGACUUUGAUAUAGCCAGUGGUGAUCCUUAUGCUGAAGAAGAGUUUCCAUCAGCAACAUCGAGUGAUGAAAAUGAGGCAAGUGAAAUCACACCGAAGCACAGCAUUUUUUCAUACAAAGAAAAGAAUUUCGAAGAAGAUGAUAUUAUGGACAUUGACGAGUUGCGGGAUGCUAUUACAAUAAAUAUACCUGAAAGUUGUAAAGAACGUAAAUGUCGAGCAUGUUCCAGGCGCUUUAUGUUUGAGGAUUCAUUUAAUGAACACAUGAGCACAUGCAUAGAAUACAAAUUUCUCACUUAUAUUGAAGAAAUCAAUAAACUUUUAUACAUACGUCGUAAUAAAGGCAUUUCCCCUCAUGAAUUUGUGCGACGCAUGAUCUUCUGUAUACGAAAGACUUGCGAGUGGCUGAAGAAAGCGAAUUGUGGUGAUAUGUUGCUACCCGAUUUAGUACAGAAUGGUAGCAAUGCGGAGGAGAACAAUAAGACUCGUUUGGAGAGCGAAGGUAAAAGCUCUGCUGCUUCCUCUGGCGAACAGAAGCUUCGGACUACGCAGACAGCUUCCGCCGAAAAGUCUCGUAAGCGCUAUGAUUUGCCAAAGCAUGAUAAAUUGACUGAUUUACUAACCACAACGAACUCAAAUGCAUGCGAAAAAAAUGCCACAAAUAAUGAUGUUGUAACCGAAAGUAGUUUAGUUGAAAAACGAAAGACAGAACGUAACAGUACUGGCACACCUAUAACAAUAAGUAACAAUAUUUUAUAUGAAAUAGAACGCUCUCAAAGUCGUAGCUCAAAUCUUUUACCACUUUUGGAUCUUGAAAUGGAUUUGGAAGUUAAAAAACCCAUCGCUAUUUUGGCUGCUAGAAACAGCACGACCAAUGUCACAACAUAUGCUGCCCCCAACAACUAUGCUGCCAGUGGUGGCAAUGUUGGCAAGGGACUUAAAGAUUCAACCGAACGUUUGACAUUCCUCCAAAAACUACAGCAAGCUGCCAACCAACAAUCACCAACAUUUGUGAAUGCCGCCGCAACACCAGCUACGCCGCAAAUAAGUGUGCGCAAAGAUUUGAUGACCGCAACGCCAAGCAACAGGCAAUAUACAACAUCACCAAUCGCAGUUACACCAAAAUCCAUUCCCAUCACACCGUUGCCUCGAAAUGUUAGCUUCAGUGCACGUUGCAAUCCGUGCAACCUACUCUUCGAGACACUUGCAGCACUCGAAGUACACAAUGCAAUGUAUCACAAUCAUAUGCCAGUGUAUCAGGCGAAACCGCCAGCAGCAACGCUGCUAGACGAAGCGGAAAGAGAGGCUGAACGCAAACGUAUUAUUGCACUUUUUGAAGACGAAGAUGACGAAGGAGAAUUAGAGUGAAUUUGGUAUGAUUGCAUUAGCUUUUUAUUUAGUUGACCGACUUCUUUAUAAGCUGAAAUUAGGAAGUAAUAUUGUUCAGUUCACUGAAUUUUGUUUUCACUUUCAUCAACAAAUAUCGCUUGCGAUACGCUUUAUUUCAUAAUCAUUUGCAUAUUAUUAAGACAAACAACUUAAUAUAACUUCACUCAAAUAUAUAUUUUUGCCCAUUUGUUAGGUGUUAAAAUAUUGAAAUUUCCUUAAUUUGUAUUAAUUAUUUUGUGAUAUAGCGUCUGACAAAAGUUCAUCUUUAAAUUGUAAACAAAAAAUCAUUUUAAUUAUUGUAUAGCAUAGAACCAAACUCUCCCCAUUUUAUUUAUGAGGAUUUUAUUUACUGCCGACCACUACAUACAAAUGUACAUACAUGAAUAUCAACGUAUUACAUCCAAAUUAUUGUAAUUAUCGCCAUAACUUAAACAAUAAACUUACCUUAAAAGCCUCUUUGAGGUGACCAAAAAA